Messenger RNA from Lottia gigantea (owl limpet), 1206 nucleotides. RefSeq lists its product as hypothetical. The transcript is spliced from 5 exons. The coding region runs from base 1 to 1206 and encodes 401 amino acids. Gene Ontology annotation, cellular component: membrane. NCBI's taxonomy places the organism in Eukaryota, Metazoa, Mollusca, Gastropoda, Lottiidae. The record is from RefSeq and is a predicted model, not a curated record.
AUGUCUGUCCUGGGUGACAUCGAUGCUAAGGAUGUGGAUGAUAUUGGAAUUGAUAAAGAUUUAGCUCGGGAAUCUUUUACCUUAUCAGUAGUGCAUCCGAAAGUUGAGAUGAUCCGGUGUCGGCUUUCAACCCAUACCAUCUAUCUGAAGGGUCCAGACGUUGAUAUUGAUUUUGUCGGAGUCAGGAUGACGUCAAUACCCACUUCAUUAAACCGGGAAUUAGAUACGUCACCUUCGGAUCAUUUAUUCUUCUCUUUAGUGUCCACCAUCUUUUUUCUUCCACUAGGCGUUGCGGCAAUAUUACAGGGUCUUAAGGUACGAAAAGCUCUGAAAUUAAAUGAUUUACCAACAGCAGAGUAUGCCUCUGCCAGAGCAGCUAGAUUUGCAUUAUCAGGAGUGUUACUAGGAGCCAAUAUGGCGGCUAUUGUCACAUUUAUCACUGCUGAAGAUGGAGCAAGCUGCGACCAGCCAGAAAAUGGUCUACGUACAAUCAUAGACACACAUCUGAUAUACGUAUUUAUUAUGCUACCUCAGUUUACUAUGGUGGCAUCCAUAAUAUUUAUAUUCCCAGAUACUGAUGAAGAAGAAAAUAUAAUCAGUGAAGGAAACAAAUCGAGCCCGGAAAUACAACCAAUGUGUACAGAGAUCAAAGUGCAUUCUCCACCCGAGGUUGCAACGAUACGUGACUGUCCGCCCUGUACUUAUGCAACCGCGCUUAACAAUGCCGACGAAAACUUGACAAGGUCUAGCAAACAUCCACCAUAUGAAGAUGUGACAGCGUCACAUUUAUGCUCAUCGUAUGACAGCGUGACAGCUUCAUGUCACUGCCUAUCGUGUGACGGUGUGGCGGCUUCGCGUUACUGCUUAUCGUGUGACGAUGUGACAGUGUCACGUCACUCUUCGUCGUUUAACGGAGUAACAGCGUCACCUUACUGUCAAGCAUCACUUAACUAUCUCACAUGUAAUACGUCACGUUUAUGUGUAUCGUGUGCUUACUUGAAAUUGUCACAGUUUAUAAUAUUUGUGUAUUUAAGUUUUGUGAUUUGGGGAAUGAAGCCUGUGAGUAUAUUAUUACAGGAAUUUCGAUGUAUUGACAGACAAAACAUUGUUAAUGGAUUCAUUCUACUGCCACCUUUUGUGUUUUCCAGUGGAAUUUAUCUUUUAACUAUCUUUAGUCCUUUAGUACUUUCACUCAGUCACAAAUAA